AUGAUCACCACGGCCCCCCGCCUCCAGGUCCGCCGCCCAUCCCCCACGGCCGCCGAGUUCACCGUCACGACGCUGCCCCCGUCCACGCUGGCCCUCCGCCUCCUGCGCGCGCUGCUGCUGCUGCUGCGCGUCUGCCUCGCCAUCGCCACGCUGCUCGCCCUGCGCGCCCGCUGGGCCGUCUGCCCGCUCGCCGCGCCGCCGCCCGCCGUGCCGCUCCCCCGCCCGCCCGCCCUCGUCUCCGCGCAGGGCCUGUGGUUCGCCCUCGACGCCUGGCACCGCUCGCCGCCCGGCGCCGCCGUCGCCCGCGCCGCCGCCCGCGUGCCCCUGCCGCUGCUCCUGGCCGCCGCCGCCGCCGCGCUGUGGCUCGUCGGCCGCCGCGUGCACGCCCGCGAGUCGCUGCUGGUGCUGCGGGGCCUCGGCGUCCAGACGUCCGGCUCGCCGGCCUCCUACUUUGCCGCCGCGUCGACGCGCUUCAUCCCCACCGAGAAGAUCCAGGACAUCUUUGUCAACGAGGCCUUUCGCGGCUUCGAGGUCCGCUACUACCUCGUCGUCGUCGUCGAGGGCGAGGACGAUGUCGUUGUCGUCUUUCCGGGUCUGCUGCCCCCGAGGAGGAUUGUCGAGACGGUGUGGAGGGGCGCCCGCGAGUGUCUGUACGAGGGACGCGUCGAAGACAAGGCAUAG
Hirsutella rhossiliensis is the source of this 681-nucleotide messenger RNA. RefSeq names its product GPI-GlcNAc transferase complex, PIG-H component domain-containing protein. Lineage: Eukaryota; Fungi; Ascomycota; Sordariomycetes; Hypocreales; Ophiocordycipitaceae. The record is from RefSeq and is a predicted model, not a curated record. Bases 1 to 681 code for a protein of 226 amino acids. Gene Ontology annotation, cellular component: glycosylphosphatidylinositol-N-acetylglucosaminyltransferase (GPI-GnT) complex. Gene Ontology annotation, biological process: GPI anchor biosynthetic process. The transcript has a single exon.